CAGACCAUUCUGGCAUACAAAUUAGAACAAUGUUUGAUGAAGAGCUGUAAACUUCCCUUUGGGCACUGGUGAGAGUUAUUGCUGUCUUCUCUGGGACGGAAGCAAAAGGCUCAGAGUGCAGCAGUUCUGCCAUCUAAGACAGGAGACACGUCUCCUGAACAGAAAUUGCACCCUGAUAGCUAUUUAUCCUCUGUGGAGUUUGGCUUAUGUACAGUUGGUGAAGAGGGGUCAGCACAUGUAAUGCUCAAAAAUACCAAAACGUGCACAUCCUGGGGAAAGUUACAGGCUUUACUCCUCUAAAUCCUGAGAAAUUUGCUGAAUUAACGUCUGCCUAAAAGACAGUCUCCAGUGUGUUGCCUUAGCCUUCUGUAUAAUCUUGCAACGAUCUUGUGUUAUUUCCUGUAAGUUUGGUACUGACAAACAUUGGGCCUUAGUUGCAGCUCCACCCAGACAAAGGACCCAUGUGGCCCAGCGUCCCGUGUCCAUCAGUGUUCUAAAGGUAAUGCUUAGGCACAAGUAUGAGAACAGGUGAAGUGUAUCAUGGUUAUUCUCAAGAACAGGAUAUUUCUCUAAGCCAUACGUGUCUCUUCAUGGCUCCUGUAGUAAUCAGGCCCUGAACCAGUAAGCAAAAACUUCAGCAAUGCUAUUCCAAGGUUAGCUAGAAAAAAACCCCAGCAUUGGCAAUAAACUUCCUAUUUUCUCUAAACUGUAGCACAGGUUUCUGCAACCUUUCUCCAAGAGUGCAACUGUGUUUGAGACAAAAGAAGGUGUUAGUCUCCAUGACCCUACAAGACAUUGCACCAUGGGGUAAAUGUCUUUUUGGCCUUAGCUCAAGUGUCCUUUUUUUUGGUGUCUUAAUUCUAGCAUGCUGGAUGAAAGACAGUGCUACCCUGCCUAAUUUGUACUCAUAACAAUCUGUCUUUAAUACCAUUAUCUUUAAUCCUGUCGCAAUUAUAUUUUCCAUAGUUCUGUCAUCUGGCUCCUGAUACCUAGAAAAGAUAAGCAGAGUGUUGUGUCAGUCCUUGCUGUUAUCUUGCAGACAGAGGGAUCUGAGAGAGGCACGUGCCUGCUGCACACAGCCCAGCGAUGAGUGAGACCCCAGCUGCCAACCUCAACACUGGAGAUGCUCCAACUGGUCCCACCACACCACGCAAGGGGCCUCCCAAGUUCAAGCAGAGACAGACAAGGCAGUUCAAGAGCAAGCCCCCCAAAAAAGGAGUAAGAGGGUUUGGAGAUGACAUCCCAGGCAUGGAGGGGCUGGGCACAGAUAUCACCGUGAUUUGCCCAUGGGAAGCUUUCAGCCAUCUGGAACUGCACGAGCUGGCCCAGUUUGGGAUCAUCUAA
This is a messenger RNA of Prinia subflava (tawny-flanked prinia), 1344 nucleotides long. It is a transcript of the gene PDE6H, whose product is annotated as phosphodiesterase 6H. Gene Ontology annotation, biological process: positive regulation of epidermal growth factor receptor signaling pathway; positive regulation of G protein-coupled receptor signaling pathway; visual perception. NCBI's taxonomy places the organism in Eukaryota, Metazoa, Chordata, Aves, Passeriformes, Cisticolidae. Gene Ontology annotation, cellular component: photoreceptor outer segment membrane. The coding region runs from base 1087 to 1344 and encodes 85 amino acids. The transcript is spliced from 3 exons. The record is from RefSeq and is a predicted model, not a curated record. Gene Ontology annotation, molecular function: cGMP binding; 3',5'-cyclic-nucleotide phosphodiesterase activity.